Messenger RNA from Salvia splendens (bonfire salvia), 573 nucleotides. Its product is annotated as premnaspirodiene oxygenase. The coding region runs from base 1 to 573 and encodes 190 amino acids. The record is from RefSeq and is a predicted model, not a curated record. Lineage: Eukaryota; Viridiplantae; Streptophyta; Magnoliopsida; Lamiales; Lamiaceae. Gene Ontology annotation, molecular function: heme binding; oxidoreductase activity, acting on paired donors, with incorporation or reduction of molecular oxygen; monooxygenase activity. The transcript has 3 exons.
AUGCGGGACAAGCUGGAUGUGAUCAUGGAUGAGAUCAUCGAGCGGCAUAAGAGAAAUCGGCGCUCCAAUUCGGAGUUUGGGAGUGAGGAUUUGGUUGAUGUGUUUCUCAGGGUUCAGGAGGAAGGGAAUCUCAAGUAUCCUAUCACCAAUGACAGCAUCAAGGCUGUGUUAAAAAUGCAGGAUUUAUUUAUAGGUGGAACUGAGACUUCAUUGACAACUAUUGACUGGGCGAUGGUGGAACUGUUGAGGCGCCAUGAAGCCAUGGCCAAGAGGGACCCGAGGUACUGGAAAGAUCCUGAGAAGUUUGAGCCCGAGAGAUUCGAGAAUUCAUCUGUGGAUUUUCUUGGCGGUGAUCAUCAGUUUUUGCCCUUUGGAGGUGGGAAAAGAAUGUGCCCUGGGAUGACGUUUGGUACGACUACUGUGGAGUCGGUUUUAGCCCAAUUGCUCUACAACUUUGAUUGGAAACUUCCGGCCGGCGUCGUCAGGGCUCAGGAUGUAGACAUGAUUGAAAGCAAUGGGAUAACAGCCGCACGGAAAGACAAUUUGUUUGUAGUUGCCACUCCGUAUAAGUAG